Rotaria sp. Silwood2 is the source of this 3204-nucleotide messenger RNA. NCBI's taxonomy places the organism in Eukaryota, Metazoa, Rotifera, Eurotatoria, Philodinida, Philodinidae. The record is from the annotation of a GenBank genome assembly.
AUGGCAAUACAUCUUCCACACACAAUCAAACCCCGACAUAAAGUAACAUUUAUGUCUCCACUAAAUGAAGAUCCAAACAAAUUGGAAACUGCUGAAUUAUGUAUGACCGAUAUGAAGAAAAAAUUGAUGGAAAGUGGAUUUCAAAAAGACGCUAUUCUAGUUGUCGAUGAAAAGAUUUUCCGAUUGUGUAUGGAGGAUAAAAAUACAUUAGAAUUUGAAGGAAUUUUCUUAUAUCCGGGUGACUUUCAUAUGAUGAAAUGUGCAAUGGUUGUUAUAUGGGACAUUUUACAAGGUUCAGGAAUUGAUGAUUUAAUUGGUGAAUUAUAUAAGGGUGCUACAUACCGAGCUGUUUUAGCAGUUGCUAAUUUCAACAAAUCAUUAAGAACUAUUAAGUUGUUAUAUACUGCUUUAAGUAUUAUAAUAAAUAAUGAAUUUAUUUUAACAUUGCCAGUAGAAAUCUUCGAUGAAAUGGAAGUAUGUAUGAAUAAGAUACCAACAGACUUAAAUAAUCCUGAACAAAGUAGAAAAUGGUAUCAAAUUAUUCUUGAUUUUUUGUCCAAAUCCAAAUGGCAAGAAUGUUUUCACAAAUGGAUCCAAGAUAAUUGUUAUAAAAAUUUAAAAUUUCGUUUUUGGUCGUUUGUUUUAUUUGAUUUAAUUACUCCGCUUAUUAAAUUAUAUACUGCAUUACGUACUGGUGAUUUUGUUGCACGAAAUGCAGCCGUAUGUGAAUUAUCCGAACUUUUUUUUGCUAGUAAUCAUCGACAAUAUGCUCGUUUAACAGCUCGUCAUAUAUCUGACCUUCGAGUUUGUCCACAACAUCUUCUUGAUUAUCUUUCCAAAAGUUUCGCGGUCUCACGUAGUAAUCGAAACUUUAGCAGUAUUGCUUUAGAUCAAACGAUUGAAGUUACAAUAAAUAAGGCUGGCAAAGGUCAUGGAGGUGUUACGGGUCGUUGUUCAAUUGAUUUAAUUGAUAUUUGGUCAAACUCAUUCGCUUAUCGAUCUUUACUUUCUACCAUUACAAGUGAAUUAGCUGCUGUGGAAUCAAGUUCCAAUAGUGUUGAAAGUCAUAUUGAAUGUUCACCUACUCGUAUGCAAGCAGAUCAUAUAGAUUUACAAAUUAUUCUUGAUAAACUUAUUGAAGAAAAAAUGUUCUCAUGUAAUACAAGCAAUGUUACUCAAAUUUUUACUGGCAAAAUCAUUCAUCCAGAUAUUAUUGAAAGUAAUUGUCAAUCCCGUAAAAUUGGUGCAGAAGCACUAGAAGUAUUUAUCCGUGAACGAUUAGUGGGUUGUUCUGUUCCUGUAAACAAGCCAUUACAUGCAUCAUCUCUUCUGUACAUUCGUGAUAACGAUACGUAUGAAAGUACUGGAUCUGGUGUACAUAAACGGUCAAAAAAGAAUUCCAUAGUCGAUAUUAAGAAAAUUGAUGCUGAAAUUAGACGUGUUGUACUCAUUGCUCAGUAUCGUCCUGUUGACUUGGUGGCUGUAUUUGGCCAUGAAUUUUCCACGGUGCCUAUUAGUCUAUGUUCAUUAGAGGAUCCAAAUUUAUUGAAUCAACAAUCUAAAUCAAAAGAUACAUUAGACUUUCUGCGAGACAAAUUUCCAUCAGCCAUAUCUUCUACAUGCCUUCAAACUUUGAAUAAACAACAAGCACUUGUCAUUGAUGGCUCUUCAUUACUUCACAUUUAUCCUCGUGCAGGUAGCACCGUAUAUGAGCAUGCAACUUAUCUAUUAAUUGAAACUAUAUUACCUGUAUUUGCUGACUUCUCCCGAAUUGACAUUGUAUUUGAUUCACCUAGAAGUCGAGAUCUGAAAUCAUUUAUUAAUCGACAUAGUGAUAAAAAUCUUAUACAACCAAAAUAUGAUUUUAUUCCUCGAAAUUCUCAUCUUCAAACAGGCAAAGCCUAUCAAAAUUUUGUUAUAUCAAAUCGAACUCGAUUUGCUGCUAUCAUAAUUGAAUGUUGGAAAGAAAAUCAAUUAAUUCAACAAUUACCAUUAGGAUCUGUACUUGUUAUAGCUGGUCCUAAUGAAAAAGCAACAAAGUUAGAAAGAGAUAAACCACCGGUGGACGUAAUCGAACUCGAGAGUAAUCAAAUAGAGGCGGAUUCACGUAUGAUUUUACAUAUUGAUCAACUUAUACAGAAUUCUUUUUUUAACAUUACCGUUAAAUCAAUUGAUACUGAUGUUAUCAUUUUAUGCAUUUAUUAUGCAUCACUUCUUAAUCUUGAAAAAUUGAUUGUUGAUGCAACAGUACCAAAAAAAACACCAAAAUUUAUUGAUUGUACUUAUAUUAACAAUGAAUUAAUUGACAAAUGUGGCGUUGAUCCAAUACUUCUUCUUAUCGUUUAUGCUCUUUCAGGAUGUGAUACUUGCUCUUUUAUUCGUAAUAUAAGCAAGCGAACUUUUAUGCUGGUACUCUUCGAUAGUCCAAAUGAAUUUAAUGAUUUGAAAAAGCUGACUGUCUUACCUGUCAACCACGAUGAUAUUGCUGGUGCUGAAAGACUUUUCGUUCGUUGUUUUUCUUCAAAUCGACGUCACAGAUCUUCGUCUUCAAUAUCAGGAGCAAAAACACUUGCUCAAACAAAUCAAAACGAUAUUUCACUGAAUGAAUUACGUGCUGCAAUUGCUAUGACAUCUUUAAAACAAAAUAAAUCAUCUAUUGUUACAUCACUUCCUCCGACAAACGAUGCUUUAUUUCAUCAUUGUUUACGAGUAUCAAGACAGGUUCAAAUUUGGCUUCAAGCACCUGACGGUUAUAUUACUUAUCCUGCUUUUGAAGAUAGUGGCUUUCAAGUCAUAAACAAUUUUCUUCAUGUAAAAUGGACAUCUAAAUUACCUUUUUCUAAUGAUCGUCAAUUAUCUUGUUGUGGAAAACAUAAAGGAAAUUGUACUAGAUGUGUCUGUAUUUUAAAUCAAUUACCUUGUACGCUUUUUUGUCAAUGUCCUAUUGAUUGUCCGAAUCGAAGAUUAAAUCCAAAUGAAAUGUGUAAUACUCAAAAAGCAACAACAGACAAACAGAAAUUUGUUUCACGUCAUUCAAGUUUUACAACAGGGCUACUUGAUCUUGAUUAUUCAAGUGAAGAAAAUAGUGAUUCGUCAUCGAUUUCAAAUGAAAACUGUGUCGACAGUGAAAUAGACGAGCACAACUAUUCCAUUUCAUCGUUAUCAAGUUCCAGCGAGUCGGACUCGGAACACUAUGGAUUUUGA